AUUACAGAAGCUACAGAUAAAAGGCAUUUAAAAUAUUUAAAAUAUGUAAAGGCAAAUGGAUGUGAUUGGGAUGUAGAUACAACAAGAAUUGCUGCUGCAAAUGGACAUUUAGAAUGCUUAAAAUAUGCUCAUGAAAAUGGAUGUCCUUGGAGUGAAGGCACAAUUUUAGCUGCUGCUAUAAAUGAUAAAUUAGAUUGUUUAAUAUAUGCCCAUAAAAAUGAAUGUAAAUGGGAUAAAGGAACGACAAUUGAAGCAGCUAACAAAGGUAAUAUUGAUAUUUUAAAAUAUGCUCACGAAAACGGGUGUGAAUGGGAUGAUGGUACAACAAGAUCUGCUGCAGCAAGAGGUUUUUUUGAUAUUUUAAAAUAUGCCCACGAAUGUGGUUAUAAUUGGGAUGAGUCUACAACUAGAGCUGCUGCAGCAAAUGGCAGUUUAGACUGCCUAAAGUACGCUCAUGAAAAUGAAUGCCCAUGGGAUGACAAAACAACCAGGGCCGCUGCUCAGUAUGGACAUUUAGAAAGUUUAAAAUAUGCUCAUGAAAAUGACUGUCCAUGGCAUACCGACACAACCGCAGACGCUGCUGCAAAUGGUCAUUUAGAAUGCUUAAAAUAUGCUCAUCAAAAUGGAUGUCUAUGGGAUGACAAAACAACGAGAGCUGCUGCUGAAAAUGGGCAUUUAGAAUGUUUAAAAUAUGCUCAUGAAAAUGGAUGCGAAUGGGAUGAAUUUACACCAAGAAGAGCUACUUUUAAGAAUUCUAUGGAAUGCUUAAAAUAUGCGCAUGAAAAUGGAUGUCCAUGGGAUGAAAAUACAACAAGAGUUGCUGCUGCAAAUGGGCAUAUAGAAUGUUUAAUAUAUGCACAUAAAAAUAAUUGUCCAUGGGAUGAAACGACAACAUAUGCAGCUGUAUUUUGGAAUAAUAUGGAAUGCUUAAUUUAUGCUAAUGUAAAUGGAUGUAAAUGGGAUGAUGAAACGACAAAGAUUGCUGCCGAAAACGGACAUUUAGAAUGCUUAAAAUAUGCUCAUGAAAAUGGCUGCCCAUGGCAUUCAGACACAACAAUGUACGCUGCUGCAAAUGGACAUUUAGAAUGUUUAAAAUAUGCUCAUGAAAAUGACUGUCCAUGGCAUACCGACACAACCGCAGACGCUGCUGCAAAUGGUCAUUUAGAAUGCUUAAAAUAUGCUCAUCAAAAUGGAUGUCUAUGGGAUGACAAAACAACGAGAGCUGCUGCUGAAAAUGGGCAUUUAGAAUGUUUAAAAUAUGCUCAUGAAAAUGGAUGCGAAUGGGAUGAAUUUACACCAAGAAGAGCUACUUUUAAGAAUUCUAUGGAAUGCUUAAAAUAUGCGCAUGAAAAUAAAUGUCCAUGGGAUGAAAAUACAACAAGAGUUGCUGCUGCAAAUGGGCAUAUAGAAUGUUUAAUAUAUGCACAUGAAAAUAAUUGUCCAUGGGAUGAAAAUACAACAAGAGUUGCUGCUGCAAAUGGGCAUAUAGAAUGUUUAAAAUAUGCUCAUGAAAAUGGCUGUCCAUGGCAUACAGACACAACAAAUUACGCUGUUUCAUAUGGACACUUAGAAUGCUUAAAAUAUGCUUAUGAAAAUGGCUGCCCAUGGCAUUCAGACACAACAAUGUACGCUGCUGCAAAUGGACAUUUAGAAUGUUUAAAGUAUGCUCAUGAAAAUGACUGUCCAUGGCAUACCGACACAACCGCUGACGCUGCUGCAAAUGGUCAUUUAGAUUGCCUAAAAUACGCUCAUGAAAAUGGAUGUCCAUGGGAUGUUACAACAACAAAGGCUGCUUAUGACAAUGAUCAUUUUGAAUGUUUGAAAUAUGCUCAUAAAAAUGGAUGCGAAUGGGAUACAUCAAUAAUGAAGAAUGCUGCUAAAUAUAACAAAUUGCAAUAUUUAAAAUAUGGACACGAAAAUGGAUGUAGUUUUUAUGAAGAUACAACAAGAGUUGCUGCUGCAAAUGGGUAUUUAGAAUGUUUAAAAUAUGCUCAUGAAAAUGGAUGUCCAUGGCAUACCGACACAACCGCAGACGCUGCUGCCAAUGGUCAUUUAGAAUGCUUAAAAUAUGCUCAUCAAAAUGGAUGUCCAUGGGAUGACAAAACAACGAGAGCUGCUGCUGAAAAUGGGCAUUUAGAAUGUUUAAAAUAUGCUCGUGAAAAUGGAUGCGAAUGGGAUGAAUUUACACCAAGAAGAGCUACUUUUAAGAAUUCUAUGGAAUGCUUAAAAUAUGCAUGUCCAUGGGAUGAAAAUACAACAAGAGUUGCUGCUGCAAAUGGGCAUAUAGAAUGUUUAAUAUAUGCACAUGAAAAUAAUUGUCCAUGGGAUGAAAAUACAACAAGAGUUGCUGCUGCAAAUGGGCAUAUAGAAUGUUUAAAAUAUGCUCAUGAAAAUGGCUGUCCAUGGCAUACAGACACAACAAAUUACGCUGUUUCAUAUGGACACUUAGAAUGCUUAAAAUAUGCUUAUGAAAAUGGCUGCCCAUGGCAUUCAGACACAACAAUGUACGCUGCUGCAAAUGGACAUUUAGAAUGUUUAAAGUAUGCUCAUGAAAAUGACUGUCCAUGGCAUACCGACACAACCGCUGACGCUGCUGCAAAUGGUCAUUUAGAUUGCCUAAAAUACGCUCAUGAAAAUGGAUGUCCAUGGGAUGUUACAACAACAAAGGCUGCUUAUGACAAUGAUCAUUUUGAAUGUUUGAAAUAUGCUCAUAAAAAUGGAUGCGAAUGGGAUACAUCAAUAAUGAAGAAUGCUGCUAAAUAUAACAAAUUGCAAUAUUUAAAAUAUGGACACGAAAAUGGAUGUAGUUUUUAUGAAGAUACAACAAGAGUUGCUGCUGCAAAUGGGUAUUUAGAAUGUUUAAAAUAUGCUCAUGAAAAUGGAUGUCCAUGGCAUACCGACACAACCGCAGACGCUGCUGCCAAUGGUCAUUUAGAAUGCUUAAAAUAUGCUCAUCAAAAUGGAUGUCCAUGGGAUGACAAAACAACGAGAGCUGCUGCUGAAAAUGGGCAUUUAGAAUGUUUAAAAUAUGCUCGUGAAAAUGGAUGCGAAUGGGAUGAAUUUACACCAAGAAGAGCUACUUUUAAGAAUUCUAUGGAAUGCUUAAAAUAUGCGCAUGAAAAUGGAUGUCCAUGGGAUGAAAAUACAACAAGAGUUGCUGCUGCAAAUGGGCAUAUAGAAUGUUUAAUAUAUGCACAUGAAAAUAAUUGUCCAUGGGAUGAAACGACAACAUAUGCAGCUGUAUAUUGGAAUAAUAUGGAAUGCUUAAUUUAUGCUAAUGUAAAUGGAUGUAAAUGGGAUGAUGAAACGACAAAGAUUGCUGCCGAAAAGGGACAUUUAGAAUGCUUAAAAUAUGCACUCGACAGUGGAUGUCCAUGCCAUUACGAUACAACAAGGGCUGCUGCUGAAAAUGGGCAUUUAGAAUGUUUAAAAUAUGCUCAUGAAAAUGGCUGUCCAUGGCAUACAGACACAACAAAUUACGCUGUUUCAUAUGGACACUUAGAAUGCUUAAAAUAUGCUUAUGAAAAUGGCUGCCCAUGGCAUUCAGAUACAACAAUGUACGCUGCUGCAAAUGAACAUUUAGAAUGCUUAAAAUAUGCUCAUGAAAAUGGCUGUCCAUGGCAUAUAGACACAACAAUGUACGCUGCUUCAUAUGGACAUUUAGAAAUCUUAAAAUAUGCUCAUGAAAAUGGCUGUCCAUGGCACAAAGAUACAACUAGAAUUACUGCUUCAAAGGGGCAUUUAGAAUGCUUAAAAUAUGCUCACGAAAAUGGGUGUCUUUGGAGUGAAGGCACAAUAUUAGUUUCUGCUAUAAAUAAUUAUUCAGAUUGUUUAAUAUAUGCCCAUAAAAAUGGAUGUCAAUGGGAUGAAGGAACGACAAUUGAAGCAGCUAAUAAAGGUAAUUUAGAUAUUUUAAUAUAUGCUUAUGAAAAUGGAUGUGUAUGGGAUGAUGGUACACUUAGAGCUGCUGCAGGAGGAGGUGAUUAUAAUUGUUUAAAAUAUGCUUACGAAAAGGGUUGUAGUUGGGAUAAGUUUACGGCGAGAGCUGCUGCAGCAAGUGGCAGUUUAGACUGCCUAAAGUAUGCUCAUGAAAAUGGAUGCCCAUGGGAUAAAACAACAACAGAAGCGGCUGCUGAGUAUGGGCAUUUAAAUUGUUUAAAAUAUGCUCAUGAAAAUGAAUGUCCAUGGGAUAAUAAUACAACAGAAGAAGCAGCUAAAAAUGGACGUUUAGAAUGUUUAAAAUAUGCACAUGAAAAUGGAUGUCCAUGGAAUAAAUAUACAACAUAUUAUGCUGCUUCAUCGGGAUAUAUAAGUUGUUUGAAAUAUGCUCACGAAAAUAGAUGUGAUUGGACUGAAGAUGUAACAAUGUUGGCUGCUUCAAGUGGACACAUUGAAUGUUUAAAAUAUGCGCAUGAAAAUGGAUGUCCAUGGGAUGACCGCACAAUUAGUGCUGCUGCUUCACAAGGUAAUUUUAUAUGCUUGAAGUAUGCCCAUGAAAAUGGAUGUCCUUGGUUUGAAGAUACAACAAAUAUUUUUGCUGCGAAAGGACAAUUAGAAUAUUUAAAAUAUGUACAUGAAAAUGGAUGCCCAUGGAAUGUUGAGACAACUAGAUCUGCAGCUUUAGAGGGUAAUUUAGAAUGUUUAAAAUAUGCUCACGAAAAUGAAUGUCCGUGGGAUGAAAANGCCCACGAAAAUGGAUGUCCGUGGGAUGAAAGAACAUCAAUAUCUGCUGCUGCAAAUGGACAUUUAGAAUGUUUAGAAUAUGCACAUAAAAAUGGAUGUCCAUGGGAUGUAAACACAACUAAAGCAGCAGCACAAAAUUGUAGUUUGGAAUGUUUAAAAUAUGCACACGAAAAUAGAUGUCCAUGGGAUGAAAGCACAACUAGAGCUGCUGCAGAAAGAGGAUGUUACAAAUGUUUAUUUUAUGCCUUCGAAAAUGGAUGUGUUUGGGAUAAACGUACAACUAGAGUUGCUGCUGCAAGUGGCUGUUUAGAUUGCUUAAGAUAUGCUCAUGAAAAAGGGUGUAAUUGGGAUGAAUUUACAAUAGUUACAGCUGCCAUGUUUGGUAAUUUAGAUUGUUUAAAAUAUGCCCAUGAACAUGGUUGUGAGUGGGUUAAAGGAACAACGAGAGUGGCUGCUGCAAAUGGACAUUCAGACUGUCUAAAGUAUGCAUGUGAAAAUGGUUGUGAAUGGGACGAAGGCACAACAAGAGAAGCUGCUGCUAGUGGUUGCAUUAACUGCUUGAUAUUUGCACAUGAAAAUGGUUAUAAUUGGGAUGAAGGGACAAAAAGUGGAGCUGCUGCAAAUGGUAAUUUCAACUGCUUAAAAUAUGCUCAUGAAAAUGGAUGUGAGUGGGACGAAGGCACAACUAGGCUUUGUGCUAUAUAUGGUCAAUAUUAUUGCUUAAAAUAUGCCCAUGAAAAUAAUUGCCCAUGGAGUAAAUAUACCAUUGAAGAAGCUAUUCGAAAUGACUAUGAUUAUAUAUUAAANACAUACACGUGUAUUAGUAUUAAAUAUUUGUUUACAAAUAGGUAUGUAGACGAUUCCGUGGAAGACAGCGGAUAA
This is a messenger RNA of Daktulosphaira vitifoliae (grape phylloxera), 5565 nucleotides long. RefSeq lists its product as uncharacterized. The annotation marks the transcript as partial. Lineage: Eukaryota; Metazoa; Arthropoda; Insecta; Hemiptera; Phylloxeridae. The record is from RefSeq and is a predicted model, not a curated record. Gene Ontology annotation, molecular function: protein binding. The transcript is spliced from 2 exons.